Molecule: messenger RNA, 882 nt
Organism: Mesocestoides corti
Lineage: Eukaryota; Metazoa; Platyhelminthes; Cestoda; Cyclophyllidea; Mesocestoididae
Source: the annotation of a GenBank genome assembly
AUGACGGGUAAGCCUCCGGCUAAGGCAGGGUACUGGUACUUUGGUGGCCUGGCAAGUGCCAUGGCCGCAGCUGUUACCCAUCCUCUGGAUUUGAUAAAAGUCCAUUUACAAACUCAACAGACAAAGGAGUUUGGAAUGAUUGGGAUGGGGGUACGUGUAUUUAAAAACGAUGGAUUCUUUGCUCUCUACAACGGUCUCAGUGCAUCUCUUCUUCGACAACUAACUUACUCAAUGACCCGUUUUGGCGUGUAUGAAUCCUACAAAAACUCAGUUGGAAGAAAAAUGACUUUUGCCGAGAGUGGCGCUGUCGCAAUGUUUGCAGGGUUUAUGGGCGGUGUUGUAGGUAACCCUGCCGAUAUGGUUAACGUAAGAAUGCAAAAUGACGUUAAAAUUCCUGCUGCACAACGCCGCAAUUACAAACAUGCAAUUGAUGGUCUCGUGCGAGUGGCCAAAGAAGAAGGCGUUCUAUCUCUUUUCAACGGUGUCUCCAUGACGGCCACUCGAGCUAUGUUUAUGACUUUCGGUCAACUUGCUUUCUACGAUACCUUUAAGGCAAUGCUCCUUUCGACAGGCUUCUUUAGUGAUAAUCCUGUCACCCACUUUUCGGCCUCAAUCGGUGCAGCCGGUGUUGCCACCUGCAUGACUCAACCUUUCGAUGUCAUGAAAACCCGCCUAAUGAAUGCUCCUCCUGGCAAAUAUUCCGGCCUUGCUGCAUGCGGCAUGGACGUUUUACGAACGGGCCCGCUAGGUUUCUUCAAGGGCCUAGUCCCAGCUUUUAUCCGUCUUGGUCCGCAUACCGUACUUACCUUCAUUUUCUUGGAGCAGUUGAAGGCCAAUUUCGGCUAUGUGCCCAGCUCUCAACCCGCUAAACCAAAAUCCUAA